Cryphonectria parasitica EP155 is the source of this 1911-nucleotide messenger RNA. RefSeq names its product P-loop containing nucleoside triphosphate hydrolase protein. The record is from RefSeq and is a predicted model, not a curated record. NCBI's taxonomy places the organism in Eukaryota, Fungi, Ascomycota, Sordariomycetes, Diaporthales, Cryphonectriaceae. The transcript is spliced from 7 exons. The annotation marks the transcript as partial. Gene Ontology annotation, molecular function: ATP hydrolysis activity; ATP binding.
GCAUUGGAACAUAUUCAGUGCUUGAUCGAUUUUAUAGACAAGUACAUUACCCCCAAACGAACUUAUUUACAGGGUACAAGCUACGAAACGGUCUACUUUUCAGACCUUUGGCACCUGUUUCAGAUCGGGGAUAUCGUCCUUGAUGCCGACGGCAAGCAGGCAUACCAGGUCGUCCGUGUCAAGUCUUCAAAACACAGAGGGGCCAAUCGUUGGACGCCUUUUCAGAAUGGAAAUAGCGCCUCCAAACAAGAAUCCAUCUCCAUCCAGUGUGUUUAUGUUAGCUUCGAUGGAAAACUUCUCGGCCCAGUCUCCGAAUGGUUCACCAUCCGCAAGUAUGAUGGUGAGAGGAACAUCACAGCAUUGCCUAUUUACCCUCUCCGCUUUCGUGUGCACAACAGCUUGUCUUCGCAGGGCUUCAAGCCAAAGGACGAUGACGCUGCGUCAGAAGACACACUUGCCAGUGGGGUAGCUGAGCUCGAGCAAAGCCUCAUCAAGAGAGGAAAGUUGUUUGUUGAUGUGGCCGGUGUAAAGCAUAUGUAUUAUGCUGGUCUUACGGUUGAUGCCCGCGACGAGGUUGAAAGCCAGGUGGUCAUUGAUACCGAAGAAGGAAUCAUGAACAUGGAUGACAAGUGGCGUCCGAGAAUCACUCGGCUUCUAGGGGCAACAAACGAUCACGACACCAAUUCUGAAGCGGAUGAAGAGGAGUGUACAGCUGAGUGCUGCAGGAGAGAACGUGUCCAUCUCGACGCCUACGUGGAAGACAAACUCUAUGAAGAGUUCAUCAACAAUGCUAUCGCCGAAAUACAGGAUACGCCCCAUAAGUUGCCGUCCGUAGCCAUCUUUCCGAGGAAUCUCGCCGAGAUCCAAACCGAGGAUAAUGAGCUGAAGGACAAGGAACUGCUCAUCAUGGCUUCUGCUGUGCCCGGUUAUGUGCUGCGAGACCGCACAUGGGGUAUAAACCCUGCUGAGAAGAUAAUUGCACCUGAUGAUGACAGUUCAGAUGAUGAUGACCAUAGUGCCUUUGGCCGACUAGUUCUUCCUAAGGGCCACAAAGAAAUGGUUCUUUCGCUCAUCUCCCAGCAUUUUCGAAACAAGGCAUCGCAAAAAUAUCAAGAGGAGCAAGUCGACAUUGUCCGUGGCAAAGGUAUGGGCUUAAUCAUUCUCCUUCAUGGAGCCCCAGGUGUUGGAAAGACGACCACGGCUGAGGGAGUUGCUGAGAGGUUCCACAAACCACUGUUUCAGAUCACUUGUGGUGAUCUUGGAUCCGAUGCUGCAGCUGUCGAAUCGAGUCUACAAACAAAUUUUGCUCUGGCCAACCGGUGGGAUUGUAUCCUUCUGUUGGACGAGGCAGAUGUCUUUCUCGCAGAGAGACGGCGGGAGGAUUUCACAAGAAACGGACUGGUUGCAGUUUUCCUGCGAGUCCUAGAAUACUACAGCGGAAUUUUGUUCCUGACAACCAACCGGAUCGGAGACUUUGACGAGGCAUUCGCGUCGAGGAUCCAUAUGAGCUUGUACUAUCCGCCGUUGGACGAGAUAUCCACCAGCAAAGUCUUCAAGCUGAACCUCGGCAUGAUCCGCGCGCGAUAUGGCGAAAAGGGAAAGAAGAUCAAGAUCGACGAGGUUGAGAUCAUGCAUCUAGUUGGGCACUACUGGCGGCAUAACAGCAAGGCGAGAUGGAACGGCCGCCAGAUCCGCAACGCUUGUCAGACUGCACUGGCACUCGCCGAGUUUGAUGCCCAGCCAAAGGAACACAAGUACGACCUCAAGCCUGCCAACCCAGAUCUCACGGUCCACCUGACUGUGGCUCACCUGGAAACGGUCUCCAAGGCAUACCUGGAGUUCAUCGAGUACCUCAAGGCGGUGCACGGCACAGACGCCGAUACUCAUGCCAAAGAGUCUGGCUUUCGGGCU